AUGGCUAUCGAACGACUCCAAGAGAACAUGUGUCAGUACAGUAUUUCGCCGGUGUCUGCUCCCUUCUUUACAAUCAUCAUCUGCUGGGAGCUCGCAGCUGAAGUGGGCGAGAUCAAGCCAUCGACAACGAGUUUAGCUGAUGAAGAAGAAGUCAAGAAGAAACGAAUCACGAAACCGCCACAAAAGGAUCGACAAAAAUUUCGUUUCACCCCGUGGACCCCCGAGCCUCUUCUCGCAGCCCCAUCACCUCCACCCACACAACCAAUCCCACAACCAGAGCUCACCCAGAAACGAUGUGUCACUUGUGGAAAAGAAUUCACUUAUGAACUCGAGAAUUCUUUUUGGCUUGAAUGCAAUCACACAGUCCCCAAAUUCUUCGCUCAUGAGCAAUGUUUUGUCAAGGCUCUCAAAGAACAAAUCCCGAGUCUGGAUGGAAGAAAAAGAAAGGAUUGGAAGAAGGCGUUGUGUGUGGAAGAUGGAUGUAAGGGACAUCUUCUCUUCUGUGAUAAAGUCAUCAAAGGAGUCCCACAUGGAAAUCCGAUCCUCUACGAUGAC
This is a messenger RNA of Mesorhabditis belari, 555 nucleotides long. The record is from the annotation of a GenBank genome assembly. Lineage: Eukaryota; Metazoa; Nematoda; Chromadorea; Rhabditida; Rhabditidae.